Molecule: messenger RNA, 2698 nt
Organism: Xenopus laevis (African clawed frog)
Lineage: Eukaryota; Metazoa; Chordata; Amphibia; Anura; Pipidae
Gene: zng1a.S
Product: COBW domain containing 1, gene 1 S homeolog
Exons: 4
Coding region: 373-1623 (416 amino acids)
Biological process (GO): signal transduction; G protein-coupled receptor signaling pathway
Cellular component (GO): synapse; membrane; plasma membrane
Molecular function (GO): G protein-coupled receptor activity
Source: RefSeq, a predicted model, not a curated record
AUAAAUUAGGACCUCAUGGGGACCCCGCAUCUCAUGGGGCCCCCUGCAGCCGCAGGCUCUGCUUCCUCUAUAGUUACGCCCCUGCACUAAUCAAUCCACCUGUCCUCUCAAUGAGGAUUUCCUGAAUCCUAACACAAGAAGGGGCUCGUGGUUAACUUGCCUGGGAUACUCAUUUUAAACCAUGGAGAGCUUAUAUGCCUUUGCUCUGUCAUUAGAUAUUAUAGUAAAAGCAAGAAGAACCUGCUAACCAUUCUGGAUUCCUUUCUACACAGCUACAGUUUUCUAUAAAAGGCAAUUAACUCCAGCUGUCUCCCCUUCAAUGUACAGACUGCUCUAGGGUUUCAGGCCACAAAACGCAGCACUUCUCUCAUAAUGGUAAUGUUUCUACUCAAGGCCUUGUCUAAUGUUUCUCUCUGGAAUUUAAGUACUAUGGGGGCAGACCAGGAGCAGAUGGCAGAAAGCUGGUCAUUCCCUGUCAGGGAUCAUGCUCUGAAGAUUGGAAUUAUUACAGCUCUUGGUUGUUUGAUCAUCUUGGGGAAUUCCUUUGUACUGCUAGUCAUUGCCUCCUCAGUGUCUGGCUGGUCCAGCAACAGCCGCUACAUCCUUAUCUCAUUGACUGGAACAGAUGUUACACUAGCUCUUGUUGUGGUGCCUCUCAACUUAUAUGGAAGUCUUGCCCUAGAACCUGGGGAAGAGGAUGAUGAAGAGUCUCCGAUUAGCCGUUACUGCCACAUAGUGGCUUUUCUGAACUCUUCAGUGUUUGCCUCUUCUAUUUACUCCCUCACCACCAUAAGCUUGGAACGUUACGUGGCAGUAUUCUUCCCUCUGCACUACAGUCGGGUUAUGAGUCGUCGACGGGUCAAGUUGUUGAUUGCUGCAGCCUGGCUGUUGCCGCCCAUCUUUCUGUGCCCAAUCUCUAUCCCUGGUGGGCGAUUUAUAAGGGUCUACUUCUCCCGAGCUUCCCUUAUCUGCAACCCAGACUAUGCUAGCAAUGUUGCUUACUCUCUUCUUCUCACUGCUGUCAUCUUCUUCCCUUGCUCGGCUAUAGUCACCUUUGCCAACCUGAGACUAUGGCGAGUAGCAAGGAGGCAAAGCAGGCGAAUGAGUGUGGGCUGGGCUGCAAAAAGCCAGGGCCUGUGUCUGCCCACUGUGUGUGGGAGACUGGCCCAAAAUAGAGAGUCUGGACCGAAUAAAGGCCUGAAUAAGGACAUGGGAGACAAAGGCCCACGUAAGGGAGAUGCUGCAUCUAGAGUACUUGUUCCUGUUGUCAUUGUGUUCUACAUGUGCUGGGCACCCUGCAUGAUUACUAUCCUGUAUAACGCCAUCACUCAGGAUCGUGUUCCAGAAUGGGUAGAGUUUGCGGCUCUUUGGCUUCCAUGUGGAAAUGGUUUCCUCAACUGCUUUGUCUACUUCUGGAUAAACAAAAGCUUCCGGCAGAAAUUUCGACAACUGGGACGGAAACUGUGGCCUUGGGGCUGUACUCCUAAGAAUCGCCAGUUCAUGACACCCACCAUUAGUGCCACCAUUCACUGUAUGAAUAACAAUGAUGUUCUGCAAGAGAGGUCAUGCAGUGUGUCGUCUUCAUGCAUGUUGCUCCCGCAGGCCGGUGAGACUGUUUUAUAAAGUCCCUCUACUCAUGUAGUUUUCUUUAAAUUACCCACCAGUGCACUUUAGAGCAACUACCAAGAGGACUCCAUUUGUAGAAAGCUGUGAUAUGAAACCUGCAUAUAUCAUCCUGAAGAGAUUUGUUUUCAGCUCCUAAAAGUAGCUGCUCUUGACUUGCACAUGACUGGAAUGACCUGUCUGAGUUUACAGAGGUAGUGCACAACAGAACUGCUGCUUUGUCCGUACAAGAGUAAGAAUGGGCAUUUAUACGUGGAUCUUCUGUCUUUGUCAUAUGUCUGAAAGCUUGUAACAAGUGUAGGACUCGGUUUUUAACACAAAACUGAGAAAAAAAAGCCUCUUGAAAUUUUGCAAAUGUUACGUAUAAGCAUUUGGAAAGUCUAGUAGAAGAAGAAAAGGACUUUUCUUGACUGACGCUAUACAAUACUCUGCUGAAAAUGAGCAGUGCCUAUAUAAAUUGACCGGAAAACCAUAAAGUAGUAACAGAUCGAAACAGAUCAGAAUGUGCCUUGAAUAAUUGCUUUAAAGCUGCCAAUUUUUUUAUACAAAAAGAUGUCAUUGUAAUGACAUUUAGCCCCAUAUUUUUUAGUAAUAGAGGGCUGCAUAGAGAUUUUGUUUGGAGGCAAUAUGGAUGUUAUUGACCAGUUAGCUGGAUGGCCAUGGAUCUUGCACACAACUGACUUACCCUUUCGAAGAGAAGCUGCUCCUAUAAAUGCCAUGUUUGGUGCCUGUAGUACAAUUUAAUUAAUAUUUUCUAGCCUUAUAUGACCUCCUAAAAGGCUUAAAUGAUAAAUGUACUUUUACAUUAAAAAUUUCUAAAAACUGCGAUAAGUCGGUGGCUUCUGAAUAAAUUGGAAACUGCAAUGAUAUAUUCUGAAUGUUCAGUCUGAUCUGCAUGCAUUAAGGGCCAAGUAAUGUAUUGCUCCAAGUAUAAUACUUGCGUUCAGGCGUCCCCAUGAUCAGAGAUAUAACAUGUAAAGGAAAAAAAUCAACAAAAGAAAAAAAAAAGCAAACAAAGUCACUGCUUUUGUUUUAUUUCAGUUUAAGGCUAUGUCAUUUUUAUUGUUUUGUUUUU